Molecule: messenger RNA, 3830 nt
Organism: Mugil cephalus (flathead mullet)
Lineage: Eukaryota; Metazoa; Chordata; Actinopteri; Mugiliformes; Mugilidae
Gene: dner
Product: delta/notch-like EGF repeat containing
Exons: 13
Coding region: 230-2569 (779 amino acids)
Biological process (GO): establishment or maintenance of epithelial cell apical/basal polarity; heterophilic cell-cell adhesion
Cellular component (GO): plasma membrane; protein-containing complex
Molecular function (GO): calcium ion binding
Source: RefSeq, a predicted model, not a curated record
ACCUUCUCUUCCUCCUCCACUCCAUCAGCCAGUCUGCUCUCAGUCACAGCUGAGGCUCAGCAUCCUAACAGCCUGCCUCCUUCUCCGCCUCCUCCUCUUUACUCUCUCUCUCUCACACACACACAGUUGCUCACACACCUCUCUCAGUUGCCACCGAGCCCAUCCAGUGCAAACAGUAGCUCUGAACAAAGAGGAGGAAGAACAACCCCAACAGAAAAAGAGGACAGUGAUGAGGAUGAGCGUGUGCAGUGUGCCGGUGGUUCCCUGCCGCCGUCCCACGCAGACUACACGGAGCUUCACGCCCCCCCUGCGUCUCCUCCUCCUCCUCCUGCUCCUGCUCCUGACCGGCAGCGGCAGCAGCAGCAGCAUCGGGGCCGUCCCCUCCGCCUUCCAGCUGGCCCCUGACACCCCGGCCCCGGCCGAGCCCACCCCAACCCAGGCCACACCUCGGCCAGACCCCUGCGAGGGCCGACCCUGCCUCAACGGUGGGCUCUGCCUGGUCCUCCCCUCUGCUGGCAGGCCAGAGGACACCUGGGAGUACAUGUGCACAUGCAGCCAGGGAUUCACUGGACGCAACUGUGAGUUUUUCACAGACCCGUGUGCCAGCAGCCCUUGUCUCCAUGGAAACUGCAGCCGCAACGACGGAGGGGAGGAGGGGGAGCCGGCCUACACCUGUGAGUGCACUGAAGGCUACGAAGGGGAGAGGUGCGAUCAGAUCCUGUUGGAGCUGCCCGCUGCAGACUGGGACCCCGCCACCCCCUCUGCCCCUGAACUGGCCACCCCCGUCGCGUCCACGACCACCGCCGCCACUCAGCCGCCAGAGCCAACCACCGUCUCCUCCACCACAACGCCGGCACCUCCCACCCUGCCGCCAUGGCAACCAAAACCUGGGCAGAGGAUGCUGGUAGUGCAGUGGGAGGCAGACAGAGUGACUGAGGGUCUGCACUGUGUGAGUCCUGAGCUUUGUGAGCUGACAUCAGGAACUCUGACUCUGUCGCUGGAGGUGCCCGAAGAGACGGCUGUAAAGGUAGUGGUGAAUGCAAGUGGAGCUCCUGUGCUGUGGCGUGUGAGUGAAGAAGGUUUCCUCCGGUCGUCCAUUUUGAAUGGCACAACCAUGUGGUUUCUGCAGGCCCCCGAUGGACUGGUGGUGCCAGACCACUUCCUGCCCCUGGGACAGAACUACUUCCUAAGUGUGCUGCGUGUGGGUUCUCCCACAGCCCCAGAGGUCACCCUGCGUCUCAACCUGACGGUGAAGGCCAGCAGCUGUGUGGAGCCCGGCAGCAGCUUCAGUGACCCUCAGUGCUCGGGGAAAGGCAAAUGUAUCACACAGCCGUCUGAGAGCACCUUCUUCUGCGAGUGUGAGGACAGCUACACCGGGAUCUUUUGCGAGGAAUUUGAUGCCUGCCACCACAGACCCUGCCGCAAUAACGGCACCUGCACUGAUGUCAGACAGGGGAGUGAAGGACGCAACUUCACAUGCACCUGCCAACCAGGUUAUGAAGGGGAGCGCUGCCAGUUGCUGGUUGACCACUGCCUUUCUCAGCCUUGCAAGAACGGAGCCAGUUGUUUCAGCAGCCUGGCCGGGCCCAGGUGCUACUGUCCUGAAGGUUACCAGGGCGCAACGUGUGAGCAGAAGGUGGACCCGUGCGCCUCCAGCCCCUGUCACAACAACGGGACGUGCUACGCUCAGGGCCCCGGCCCCCUGGGCUUCGGCUGCAGCUGCACAGCGGGCUUCACAGGCCCCACAUGCGCCCAGCUGGUGGACUUCUGUGCCCUGAACCCCUGCGCCCACGGCGUCUGCCGCAGUGUGGGCAACAGCUACAGGUGUCUGUGCGUCCCAGGCUACCAUGGCUUGUACUGUGAGGAGGAGUACAACGAGUGUCUGUCUGCCCCCUGCCAGAACUAUGCCACCUGUAGGGAUCUCAUUAAUGCCUACGAGUGUGUCUGCACUCCACAGUUUGAUGGGAGACACUGUGAAAUCUACAAGGAUCCAUGCCUGAAGAUGCGCUGCCAGAAUGGAGGCCGCUGUGAGAGCGCAGGACUCAACGCUUCCUGUGCAUGUCCACCUGGAUACCUGGGGGACAAGUGUGAGGUCAACAUCAAUGAGUGUGAGAGCAACCCUUGCCACCAUGGAGGCACCUGCAUCGACCAAUCAAAUGGUUUCACCUGUCACUGUCCACCUGGGUGGGUGGGGCCCAGCUGUGAGAUUCACCUCCAGUGGAAGCCAGCACACACUGAGGACACCCUGACCAACAUGCCUCGCCACUCCCUCUACAUCAUCAUCGGAGCGUUGUGCGUGGCCUUCGUCCUUAUGCUCAUCAUCCUCAUCGUGGGCAUCUGCCGCAUCAGUCGCAUUGAGUACCAGGGCUCGUCACGCCACGCUUACCAGGAGUUCUACAACUGCCGCAGCAUUGACAGCGAGUUCAGCAAUGCCAUAGCCUCCAUCCGCCAUGCCAGAUUUGGGAAGAAGUCCAGGCCCGCCAUGUAUGAUGCCACUCCCAUCGCCUACGAGGACUACAGCCCUGAUGACAAACCUUUGGUCACCCUCAUCAAGACAAAGGAUUUGUAAAACGCAACCAUCUCAAACCCAAAGUCGUACAUGUGUGCAUAUACACACACACGCACACACACACACACACACACACAUACGUAAAGUCAAAUAUGAACGCAUUUCCUAUGAAAAGAAAAACAUGAUAGCAAACAAAACUGAAUGUAAAAUGGAGAAAAAAAAAUCUAAAACAUAUUCUGUAGUUUAAAAAUCUGGAAUUUGAUACAUCUAUUUUCCUGUCAAAGUCCACUAUAAGGCUUUAUUGUAGCAUAAGAGCAUACUUUGCAUUAUUUAAGUUAUUGACGAUGGGCAACACUACCAGCAACCUCUGCUGUACAAUAGAGUGAUACUUUAGUCUGCACCAGACUGUCUGUCUGUAGGUGGAGCCAGCGACCCAGAAGCCCACAUUUCUUAGUGCAAACUCAGCAGACAGUGCUGACAACAGUCCUUACAGGUGUUGUAGAAAUAGGUGCACUUCUCGUGGUGCAUACACUGUAUCUUUUUCUAUAUUCAAAAAAAAAAAAGAAAGAAAUUCUGCGGUAGGUUGCCUUACUUCGUGCAUGGUUAGAUUUGAUGUUCCCUCUGCAAUAUUUUAACACCCUCUGUUUGUUGGUUGUUAUUUUCUCAUUGCAGUUAUACUUCUCUCUGUAAAGAUUGUGCCAAAUAUUUUCUUUGGGUAUUUUGUGGUUAGUAGAUAAAAUGCAUACGUGUAUGAUACGCUAGUCACAGAAUGUUUUCUUUUUAAACAUGCAUAUUGUCCUGUUCUUUACGAGUUUCUCAGUGAUGUAUGAAUAGUAAAGAGAGUGGGUUUGCUGGAGUACUGUGACCCGACCGUACAUAUUCAAGUAAUAUUUAGGAUAAUAGGUAGGUAUAUUUCUCACUGCACAGACAUAUAGUUGGUUUUACUGAAUGUUCCUGUUUAUCCUAGUGUACAAAUUCACCUCUCGUGUUGACAACGUUGAAUAGUUUCUGGAUGUGAGUGACUUAAGAUGGAGAAGCAAGGGGGAGGGGGAGGGGGAGGAGGAGGAGGAGAUAGAGACGGACGGGCUUGAUAUCAACUCCAGAAUAUGUAUGUAUGUGCUUCUGUGUUCUGCCAAUGGAAAACUGUCCGUCGGUGCAGCUGUGUUGUUCCUCUCAAGGUCAAGCAGUGUUUUACCAAUAGGCUCAGCUAAUCCUACCCUUAUUUUUCUCUCAUUUUAAACACAGCAACAACAUCAUGAUUACCUAUUAUCUAUGUUCAAUUAUGUAAACAAUAAAGAUUCGAGUGAACAUAAUCUACUCA